Lethenteron reissneri (Far Eastern brook lamprey) is the source of this 11110-nucleotide messenger RNA. Its product is annotated as transforming growth factor beta receptor type 3-like. The record is from RefSeq and is a predicted model, not a curated record. NCBI's taxonomy places the organism in Eukaryota, Metazoa, Chordata, Hyperoartia, Petromyzontiformes, Petromyzontidae.
GGCGCCGUGCGUCACUUCACCGCCGGGGUUCCAGGGCCACCCGGUGUCGGCCUCCAUGGAGGAGUUCCUCAUCUCGUCGGGCUGCGAAGCCGGGGACUCCGCGGGCUCCCACUCCUCGCCGAAGAUGCGGGCGGCGUGGGACACGCCGGGCACACGCAGCGUGCACGUCAUGAGCCUUGAGAGCGCCCCGGCAGACGGAGAGGUGACGGUUGACAUCAGCACCGAGGGUGGGGCCAGAGACUCGCUCCGGCCAAUGACACUCGUCCUGGCGUCGCCAGGUGACACCGCUUGGCGAAUCAAAACGGACGGCCUCACCGGGCUCCUCGACUGCAUUGUCCACGCCUCGGAGAGCGUGCAUGUGCAUGGGGCGUGCGUGCGCGUGUUUGAGCCCAGCCCUGUCGGCUCGGGCAAGGCCUUGCUGGACUGGAGUGUCAGACAUCUUGGUGCAGUCACAUCAUAUCGCCAUGCCGACCAGGCGAACCACUUCUACAUCCGGCUGAGUGCGGACCCCCCGCAGCUCGGCACGUGCUCGCCACGGGACGGCUUCCUCUCGCAGCGCUUCCUCGUCUCGCUGGAGAAGAGGCAGGAGGUCAGCGGCUGUCAGAGGUCGCCCAGGCCCCACACGGCACCCGACCUCCACCCCGGCCAGGAUGUCCACAUUGUGGAGGUGGAAGCACCAAGCAGCGGUCCUUUGACCGGCCUGCAGACGGACGUGCACGUGGAGGUGGACGUGGGGCCGCGUGGGGGCCAGGUGAUGCGGGAGGUCGUCUUGCUGCUGUACUGCCCGAUGCCUGUUAACUGGGUGAUCCACACCGCGGCUGGCCUGCCUCUGCUCACGGCACGCACGUCUGGCCGCGUCACCCACAAGCAGCUAAUGACGGUGCAGCGUAUACAAGGAGAGGAGCUCAUGGGCCCCAACCGCGACCUCAUUGGCUGGGCUCAGAGGCGGGGCCUGUCGCCCGUGGCAACCUACACGUUGGUCGCUCAGGCCAACCACAUCCGCCUGACCAUCCCUGCAGACCUGGAAUUGGCAGAUGUGCAGGUUGACAGAGUGCCUCUCCUCAAGUUCCAACCUCAAAAGGGAUUUAACAGAAACCCUCCACCCUCACCUGACCUCGAUGACCACACCCACAGCCCCGAUGGCGAAGGACUUCAAAUAAACAUCCCCGCCCACGCCUUCCCUGAUCUGGGAGACGUCAGGCUGUUUCCGUCCCAGCACGGCAAGGAGAUCUAUCCGUUGGAUGAGAAAAUGCUCUCCUCGUUCCCUUUGGGGCAAGAUAUUCUGUGGCCGGUGAACCCGUCGGAGAGAGACGGCUCUGACUCGGGAAACCCUCACAACCGUCCGCCGGGCCUGGGCAUGAAGCACGACAGCCACGGGGACGUGGUGCUGGAGAAGGAGGUGGAGAUGGGCGUGACCCUGCGCUGCCUGGAGACGAAGAUGACCGUGAGCGUGUGGAAGGAAGCGUCCAUUCUGGUGGGCGGCACUCCGCUGCGCCUGACGCUGCUGGACGAGCGGUGCGUGGCGAUGGAGAAUGAGACUCACUUCGUGCUGCACACAGACUACUACAACUGUAGCUCCAACUUCACCCUCAUGGACGGCCUCAUCUCCUACUCCAACCAGAUCCAAAUCAGGAUUAAUCCGGGCGACGUGCCCGAGUUUGAGGGCGAAGGAAUCCUGCGAACCGUCAACCUCAACUGCCCCCUACCUUUUAAUAAUUCGCCACCAAACCCGCACGGCGCUCUCGGUCACAUGGGAAUCAAUGAACAGACGGAGCCUGAAUUCUUGGACCGUUCGAUCUACUCGUUUGACCUGUUCAAGGACUCCGAGUUCAUGCAGCCCAUUACGGAUUUGGUGCAAACGGGAAGCGAUGUUUUUGUGAAGAUUUCCGCGCAGAUUCCGGGAGCGCAGAUUUUCGCGCAAGCGUGCUUCGUCUCGGAUUCCCGAAAACCUGCCGUGGGGUCACCAGCUUCAUCAGAAUCUGAGGAACCUGCACAGCUACCCCCAGAGGCCGACUCGCUGAUUGCCAACUUCUGUCCUGUGAACCCACGCGUGGAGCUUCUGAGGGUCGCCCCGGCCGGUGAAGAGGCGAGUAUGAGGUUCCGGUUCCCGCUGUCCCCUCGCUCGGACGCGCGUCUCCAGUACCUGCACUGCAACGUGUCCGUGUGCUUGUCCAUGAUGGAGGAGCUGCCACAGAUACGGUGCCCGGACGUGCCCGCGCGACCCUGCAUGAUCAACUUCCGCGGUCCGACCCUGCGACACGUCAUCGCAACCACCACCAGCCAGGAACAGCUGCGCAGUAACGCUCUGCGUGGCGUCGACACGCCGUCGGUGCUAGGAGUGGCGUUUGGCGCAUUCCUCAUCGGCGCUCUCCUCACCGCUGCGCUCUGGCUCAUCCACAGCCGGACUGGCUCUUUAGCCAUCGCGACGCGCGCCGGCCCCGCCGCCGCGUCCGUCACGACCACCCCGGAGGCGGCGCCCGCCCUGCUCCCCGGGGGAGACGCGGCGCGCGACUCGGACCCGCUCCCCGGCUCGGAAAACAGCACCACCACGCAGAGCCUGAGCAGCUGUGCCGACAGCGACAAGUAGAGGCGCCGGCCCCCCGGGGGGGGGGGUGCUGGGCGGAAAGCCUGCCAGGGUGGCCGCCUCCUCGGUUCAAAAAUACGUGCGUGUAAUAUUCUUAAUAAAAAAAAAACGUGGGAAGAAAUACCGCAAGAAGGGAAGAACUAUACACGUGAUCGUGUUGCCUUAGAGCGGCGUGUUAUUACGCAGACUGCCAAGAACCGGGAUGUUUACAAAUUUCCCAGGAUGGCUACCUCGACACGAGGAUGGACGAUUCUGAGAGCACCAGGAUAGGCGGCAACCCGAGCAGCAGUGGUGGGGGAGGGAGGGGGGGCAUUUAUCUGGCGAACCAGUCCUGGAGUUGGAUCACGCGGAACAACCGAAAUACAAUGCUGGCUAAUUGAGGUUGAGAUUUGAGUUGGGGGGGGGGGGGAGGCAGGGUGAGGGCAGGCCCAGCUCUAGGAACACGUAGCCGGCAACACCCCGUGCUCCAGUCGAUGCCCAGUGCAGCCAACCCCAGUGAGAUGAUUGUGCUUCACCAGGGGCUCUACCGGUGUCCAGUUCUGUCGCAAAGCCGAUUUCAAUUCAAAUUCGUUUCAGGAUUUGUAAUGAGAUGUGAAUCCAGUUGCCGUUUCCAUGUUAAUCAUCGUCAUCAUCGUCAUCGCCGCCAUCAUCUUGAUCAACAUCGUCGAUGUGAUGGCCGUUGUGAGAAGCUGGUGGUGCCAUCAAAUCGCCAGCAGAGUGGUUCGGAUUUUGCUGAAGCUUUGGGGGGUUAUGGCGUUGGCGUGAACUGAUGGGUUCACGUACAGCCUCGGGAGGGCCGUGGGAAGUUUUUUUCUUUUCCCCGGCCUGAAAAAAACCUUCUAGUGUCCCCCCCCAUACGGCCGCCUUGAUGGCGGGGACCAGUCCUCUUAGUCCGCAGAGAUGCAACGAGGGUAGUGGGCCCCCGUGAGUGAGAGCACCAACCUCUCUUCUUGGUCCCAUUCUCUCGCGGCCGUCUGGAGCACUUGUCUGCCAUUACAGCAAUGGUAGUUUCCCAUCGCCAGUCAGACCACCACCAUGCUCUUCUCAGUCGACCGAUCUGAAACUGUUAUUUUAUUUUCCGUAUAUUUAUUGAAAUAUUGCGACAAACUGCGAUCGUUAUUACAUUUUCUACUUUUGAAGCAGUUUGUUUUUUUAUCUGAAGAAAAAUUUAGGAACAGUUUUAAAUGUUGGUUCAAUGGAGACCUCGAGGAGAAAUCUGAUAAAGCUGCCAUAUUUUGCCACUUUUAUUCAUAGGACCUAUAUGUUUUUUUAUGCUGUACAAUUUUCCACAAAAGCUUUCAGUGUUUAUGCCCUUUUGAAACAGACCUCGAUUAUCGCAACUUUAGAUAUAAUGAAGGUCAUUCGAGUGUGGGGGGGGGGGGGAGAGCCAAAUGAUGCCUGCUCGUUGUUAUGCCAGUCAGGGGCCGACUCGACCCAUCGUAUAUAUGGGGGGGGGGGGGGGUUGGUAAAUUAAGCACCACUUUGUGGGAAGUCAACAGAGGUCAGACGGGAAAGACUUGCCCCCCCCCCCCCCCCCCCCCCGCCGCCUGCUUUACUCAAACAUGCGGAAAUCCCACCGCUGGCUCGGGGCCGCCAGGAAGUGACAAGCCGACCGGCCCGUGUGCUCGUUGGGAGCUGGGAGAGGCUCUUGACAAAUGGUUCUGUGGGGGAACCACGGCCUCUCUGAUCCCUGGCUACAGGAGACUCGGUGCUGGGCCCCGUGUGUUGACGACAAUAAAAUCUUUCCCCACCAACCCCACCGUCGCACUUCGAAAACACCGCCAGCGAUCACAACCCUUUGCCGCACCCACGUGGUAAUUUCGGUCCUUCGCCUAGAGUGUGGCCCCCUUCCUCCGUGUGGUGGGGCGCGUUGUUGCUUUCAUCGGACGCCGUGUUUAGAAUGGUCCUGCAAGCUUAUGCCGCCGAACGUCAGCCGGAGCGAAAGAACAAUAUCUGCGGUCGGUGUUAUGACCUCUUGUAAGCUCAAGGGUCGGGCAACCUGCGGCUCUAUACGGACUGCUCCGUGACGUAAUGUGUGUAGUACGUGUUCGCAUGCAUUGCGGCUUUGGAAAUAUUGAGUUUUGUACCGAAUUCGGAAAAUGGCUCUUCUUGUUGCUUUGGUUUGCCGACCCCUGUGUUGGCACAAUCGUCGUGGAGAAAUAGGUGCCAUUAAUAUUCAGUGGCGAUUGGACCAAUGACCCCUUAAAACUGAUAUCAGUGUCUCGCAGAACAUCCCCCCCUAACUGUGGGAGUAGCAAUGCAUUACCCCCCCCCCCCUCUCUUUCCCGCAUUUCAACUUCUGCUCUUCAUUGACCAGAAUAUUGCUCUAGCCAGAUGAAGUCCUUGGGCUGCAUGUUUGUGAACGGAGGACGUAACGCGACAAAACAUUUGGGUGCUCGCUUAUUUUGUUGCUAAAACUAAUUUGAUCCCCGGCAGCGUGGCAGUGGAAGAAAUCUGCUUCUGUGAAUUAAAACAAAAACAACAACAAACUCUCGAAUCGUGGCCAAUUGCUUCUCAGAUGGAGUGAGUUUGAAAUUCCCCAACGCGCGCAGACCUGCAUUGGCCUAAUAUGGCCGGCUUCCAGCAUGCAUUGUGCAUCGUGACAUAGAUGCAAUGCCAUGCCCCUCUCUACCUUUCAUGAAAGCUACGGCGGUCCCUCCGCAGUUGAAGUCGCUAAACGGCGCUAGGGCAGCACUCCUGAAAGCCACGUGCCUGCAACGUUCACUUCUUUUGUUCCCGUUUUAACGAAGCUUCAAACUUGUGUUGGACACACAGUCGAGGUAGUAAAACGACAGAAUAACAGUUAUAUUUCUUUUGGGUUGCGUCGGUGAUGGUUUAGGGCUUAGGCUCUAGGCAUGCACAUAAUACCGUAUUCCGAUAAUGAGUGGGCGCAUUGAAUCACUGCAAACAUUGUUGCGUUUAGCCCUGACGUGUUGUUUGACAUCGAACCUCGUGUCCUGAAAUCUGUCCAUUUGUCCUGACACGUUCUUAUGUCCUGCCAUGCAUCUCGACGUCCCUUUCCACUGCCGCGUGUUUCUACGUUUUAAAUGAAACUUGGCCCUCUUCUGUGACAAGUGUUUCCCUGUGCCCCAAUAUAGGUCCCGAUAGUUGGGUGUGUUUCUAUGAAUAGAGUUGGCCAGUCGAAGCUGUUUAUUUUUUAUGACAAUCGUUGACUUCAGAAUGAGAUUGCUACCGAGUCGACAUUUUUGUAAAAUAUCACUGUCCGUAAUUAAAAGCCGCCAGCCAUGCAGCGUGUAAUAAUCGCGAGACCCUCUUUUUAAACGCGCCACUGCCAUGCUCCUUGGGAUGGGGGCAGCGCCAUUAUCGGCCACGAGAGAGGCGAACGCUCUUCUCCCGCGUCACUACAAUUGGAAAGGAUUUGUGGGAUUUAAAAAAAAAUGAACGAUUGUACCUUCAGCUCCGCUUGCGUUAUUUCGCCGUAGGUGAACAUUUUUUUCUCGGUCGGGCUGUGAAGUUAUGCGUUACAGUAUUUCGCAUAUCAAGUUAUAUAUCCACAUUGUAUAGCAUGGACGAAUGUAUAGGAAGUAUGUGUGUGUUUUUUUGUUGUAAAUAUUGCUCUUAUAAAGGAUAAGGAUAUAUUAGUCGAUACGUAGUACGCCAACUCAUGCAUGGUCCCACUAUAUUAAUGGGCCCCCACAUGGCCUCCGUAUGCGUCGUUCGUGGCAGAUGUUGGCAAAGCGAGCCGUCCACUCGAAUGUCCGUGGAGUUCGGGGAGGGGGAGAAUUCGGGGCGUAGGCUUCCAUGACCGAUGGGACAUCAUUUCUAUUGGGUUCGAUCGCGUACGUAAAACGGCCAUAUUUUUAACUGUAACAAUUGUUUAACGAUAGCAGUAGCUCUGCCGUUCGAACGGAGCUUUUUAUUCAAGUCCAGGUGAUGCUGGUUGUAAUCUCCAGCGAAACAUCGGGGCAAAGUCGCCAAGUUGUGUAUCUGUUGAACUUCUUUCGCACCGUACGUAGUCAACCAUGCGAAUCGGGGGUGCGGGGGAAGGACAACAAACAAAAUACAGAAAAAGCCGUUCGAAAGAAAUUCGUUUUCAAUGAAGUUGUGCUUGCUUGUCAACAUUACGGUUUUGCCCACGUGAAAACUUUAUUCAAUUGGCUCUGUCAGAUGGGGGCGGGGGGGUUAUAAUUGUAAGAAAAUUGGCGUCAUACACUACACGACGAUCUGAACAAACGUAAACUAAUUAUGAAUUCGAGUUUGGGAGACUGCUUUCCACUCCUGGAUGCACACAGCGCGAGUCGGCUGUCCUCGCCAAAAUAAAACAUCUCCACAAUGUCUCAACAUGUUGAGUGAUUGCCACGGGGUGGGUCUCGUCUAAGUAUUGCUGUGUUCCGAUGGCUGUAGCCGCAUGUGUGAGGGUUCAAAUCCUGGUCAAUGGACAACACGGUUCCAUCUUCCCUCUUGGGUUCAGAACCAUUACCUACUAUAAUCACCCAGAAAUGUCUGUCCGUCCCGCGCGUGACGUCACUCCUCAUGAGGCCCACCCCUCUGCGUGACGUGACUCCGGAUUCCCACUCCCCCUCAUUAAUAUUCAUGAGUGGGUGCAUUUUUACACUAACGCAGAGAAAGGUCGAGCUUGACGUCACUCCACAUGCCGCACCCCUCCCCAAUAACCAUUAGCGGGUGACGUCACUCCACAUGGGGCAAUUAAUAAUCAUGAUCUGAACAAUUUUUCGAUUGAAUAUUUCAGAUUUACUUUCGAAUAACCCCGUCCUUGGACGGGCAAAAAAAGCUCGUUUUAUCAGAAUGACAACAAGAAUAAUAAUAAACAAUUUCCAUCCAGAACUCGUAAGCGCGGAGCCAGAGCUCAAUUCCUAUUGCACGCCACCAGCCUGGACAGGCGAGAGCCUGAACAGACAUAAUGCCUCCUUUCAUAUUUCUGUCUCUCCAAAUUAAAAAAAUAGCAGUUAAUUUUACACAACCCAUCGGGCAGACGGCCUUGUGGGAAGUGCAUCAUUUCAGCAGUAUUGAUUCAAUGCAAGCAACCUCUGGACUGGUUCCGAUACGCAGUGUCUCGUCGCCAGAGUCAUCGGGACUGCAUGCAUCAAUGAUGGCGAGAACUGCCAAGUACAGUUACGUUACUACAUAACGCUUGUCAGGUCACAGUUGCUACAGGAAGGAUGCCGUAGGAAGUCCAUGUCACAUUACUGUCAUCGCCUGACAAUUGUCAUCACGAAAUAAAAAAUUGUUCUUCCUUUUUAUACCUACCCAACAAAACUUAUCUAAUUGAUCGCCUCUCAAACAUCAGUUCGCCUCGGUCAACAAAUACUGCUGGUUUAACCAGAUUCUGCCAAUUGAAUAACCUGAUCAUCAGAACGCAUUUUUAUAUAAUUCUCAUGGGACCCCCAUGACAUUAAGUGCAGUGUCCAACUCUUAUUCUCCACUGUCUAUCUGGCCCUGUCAAUUCAUCUGCUAUGAAGACGGGACAAUUGUGAAAACGUCGCCUUAUUAUUUCUAUUGGAGACGGUACCCUCUCCAAACAAGCACGCUGCCUCGGCCACGACAAAAAUAAGUAAUAUUAAAAAGACAGUUUUUUUAAACACGCUUUAAUGAAAUGUACCGUACUAAUAAUGGAAGAACUCCACGACUCCAGGAAGUGGCCCCGAGGCUUGCCAUAACGUAAGCCAACGUCAGUUGAGCGUGGACAAUUAGACCCAAGCCGAAACAUAACAUAUAAAAAAUAUGUUUAAAAAUAUGUUUUUUUUAUGAAAGAAUAUAGUAUUGUCAUCAGUAUGACAUAAGUAUACCAAGUUUGCAGUUGAUACCACAUUGGGAAGUGGGUUAAAAUUGAGUUACAAGAUUUAAGGAUAUGACAACAACAACAGACGGAGUGAGUUAAUAAAAAGCGUGUAAAUAAAAAAAACCACGCUCGCAAAAUGAACCACGUUUCUCCGCAACCGCUGACAACACAACAACACACAACACCAAAAAACUCCGUAAAAACGGCGGAGCGAUUCGCUUGGCCCUGUAAUCGGCGCUGAGAGUCACCACGUCCGCUGUCGCUCUUGUCAAGUCCGCCGCCGCGUUGUGGUUUGAGUGCGGCGAGUGCCAACUCGCGUUCGGGGUUGCGGAUUGAGGUAGCGAAGGGCAGAGGUCACAACCGGGUACCCGAUACCCGUACCCUACCCGAUACCCGGCUACCCGUAUCCGGCCGUACCCGUUUGCGACCCUGGUGCGGCCGGAUACGGCUACGGGUAGGCCGUGAGUCACUGGUGAGUAACCGUUUGUCAUUCAUUUCCCAACGUCUUGUCUCUUCUCACAAUUCAAGUUCCUAGAAUCAACCCACCCGCGCCUGCAACAUGGCUUCAUUCCAGAGGUCGCAAUCAGGUACCCGAUACCCUACCCGUACCCGGCCGGGUACGGGUACGACCGGGUACGGGUACCCGUUUGCGACCCUGGUGCGGUCGGGUACGGGUAAUGAAUCAAAACCCGUUUGCGACAUCUGGUGAGGGGGCCCUCUGUGCCCUCUUUCCCCCCCCCCCCGAGUCGAAGGAGACCCCCCCCCACGCCCCCCCCUUGACACACACGGCCCAGACUCCCAACGAUGAAGUGAAGGUUUAUUUUAUAUUAAAAGAAAACUCGAGCUCGCGCGUGCGGCUGCAGGUUUUUUUUGUUUGUUUAUGAAACUGCAUGUACAUGAAUAACUAACCCGAUGUUAUACUUUCAUCUAUAUAGCACUUCCUCGUACCAUAUACUGCGUAUGUUUACAAUGUGAAGUCUUUCUUAAUCUUUGGUCGGAAAAAAGCAACUGGGUUCUCGGGAACUGUUGAAACUUGUUUUGAGAGCCUGCGAAUUGUAUUUUUAUUGUCUGAUGUCUGUUAUUUAAUGCGAUUUAUAUUUUAUAUCCAAAUGAGAGAUGUAACGAUUUUUCUUGUAUUGUGUGUGUGUGCAACACUAAAACUCACAAGGGCCCUGGUUUCAUCUUGCCAAAAAGUCUAGUCACAAAAGACUUAACCACAUGUACAAGCAACAGCGUAGUAUUUUUUGUUGUUGCGGUGGUUCGCGCACUGCGCUACGAUCCUGAUGAUCCGGUUUCGAUUCCUGACUGCGAUGCACGUGCGUUGUGGCUGGUGGUCCGAUCCUGCCGAGUACGUCCUUGGGGAUGUAGUUCGUUUGGCCUAAACAUUUGUACCAGGCGUAAUGGUGUGGUCCACUCAUUGGCAAUGGGAAAAGGUAGCGGAGCGUUUCAUGCUACUGACCCUUUAAAAGAUGAUCACUAACAGUACCUGGCCAACGAAUUUCUAAUACGUACCUUGUUUCCAUGAGAGUUAGUCUCAUUUCUUCCAGAACUCCAGUUGUGUUGAAGGGCAUAUCUGGUUGAAGGACAACUCUGGUCGGCUAAAAUAUAGUUAUCUCCCAUUGUCUGCUGAGUUACUUGAGUUAUUGCGUAGAGUUGGGCCGUUUUUUUCCAGAAAAAUAAAACGCAUACAAUUCCAUCCUGACAUACACGAGUCGAGCACGGUGAUGACAACAUUUUAAUGUAACGUCAAAAUGUUCCCACCACCUGCAAUCUGUUUUUUAUUGGAACAACGCGUUUCGGUUCUUACAUUUCUGCAGAGCCUGUAUUCUGGCAGUAGGGGGAUUUGGGUGAUCCCCCCACGAAAGCCAAAUCCGUCCCAGAGAAUCCCAAGCCGUAGCCCUAACCACCAUGGGCCACUCGAGUUGGCGAAAUAAUAUGGGAAGGGGUUGGCGGGGAUGACAAUUUCGAGUUCAAACGCGAGUUCGUGUGGCUCAUGGAAACUCGGUAUAAGUCAAACAGCCGAUACGGAUCUCGACACAUGAGGAUCUCGGUCUUUUUGUGUUUUUGAAAUGUUUUUCACGAAAGAGAGAUUGAAUUGAAUUAAAUGAUGACGUCACCCUGAUACUGCUCUAUUUAAGACCGGAAGCAACAGGAGAGCUUCACCAUUCUUGCCCGAUGAAGCUGAUUGUAAUUAUCAGCGAAACGUCGCACUACUCAAAUUUAAAAAUGCUGUUGAAUCUCUCUUCAGCACACCGGUAGGCUAAAGAAGUGAAUUAUUUUGUCCUUUGAAAACGUGACACAUUUUUUACUGAUUGGCCGUGUCGGGUGGUGGAGGGUUACGACACAUUUAUAAAUAACGCGAUCUGACCCAAAAAAAAACCUAUAUUAUGGACGAAAGAGCUGUUUGUACAAAUGGUGCCGUCCCGUGUUUUGUGAGCUCGUGUUGCCCUCGUGGCGUGGUGUGGAGGUGUGCGUGCGUGCCUGCGUGCGUGCGGAUGUUGCCCAUGUGCGUUCUUUGCCGAGCCGUGCGUGCGACUGCGUCUAAGUCCUGAGAAUCCACGUGUGCUUUUGACGACCCUUGCUCGCAGCCUAACAAUGCAUAUUAAACACAUAAAGGAUUCUUGUUUUUCAUACAGUACAAAAGUUACAAAUCAUUUACGUGUUAUAUUAAUAUUGUGUUCUGUAUAAUUGAUUAUAAUACAAAUAAUAUAUAUUUUAUACGUUUUACGAAAUGUAAUUUCACAAAAUAAAGUCAAGCAAAUGUG